AUCACAUAUGGAAUGAGCAAGAACUUAUCUUGAUUUUCAUUAUUGCCUUGCAGCCUUUGCUUCUUGUGUCCUGCGGCCGAUAUUCCCUUCAGUAAAGACGAGUUUAAUCCUUUCGUAUAUGCUAUACAAACCUUCUAGAGCAAAGGCUUUGUCCAUGAAAAACAAUGUUCAUACAUCAUUUAGUGACCUUUCAUCCACCUUGGAGGAACUUUAUGUUUGGGAAAAGAAACUCUCUGGUGCAAUCAUGGUAAGACAUUGCUUGUUUUCAGUUGUAGAAAAGCUUCGAAUUCAAUACGAAAGGCAGUACAAGAAGCUAAAAGAUCUGGAUGGUAGAGGUUCUGAGUUUGAUAAGAUUGAUGAUACUCUUUCUUCUGUCAAGCUUUUGAACUCAGAAAUUGAUGUAGCUAUUUCAUCAAUUGAUCUAAUAUCAAGAAACAUAGAUGGAUUAAGAGAUAAUAAGCUGCUUCCUGAAUUGAAGAAAUUGAUUGAAGGUAGAUUGUGGAAGAUAAUGAGUGAUUGUCACCAUAAACAAUUUCAAGCUAUCUCCAUGGCUAAAAGUCAUGUGCAUAUAUUAGAUUCUGGAGGGAAGAAAAAGCCAAGUUCAAAAGCUACACUAAGACUAGAAAGAAUUGCAUUAAAUUGGAGUAUGUGCUUUAGUAACUUCAUCAACACACAGAAAACCUUAGUGAAAAACUUGAAUGAUUGGCUCAGGAAGCACAUAAUCCAAGAAGAAAUAGAAAAUUCUGAAAAUGGGGUUGAUCCAAUUUUCAACCUUUGUAAUGAUUGGUGCCAUGAAAUUCACAAGAUCUCAGAAACUAUAGUCUCAGAAGCCAUUAGUACCUUUGCAUCAAACUUGCACCAGUUAUAUGAGAAGCAGAAUGAGGAACAGUUACUCAAAGUUAAAGUGCAACACUUUCUAAGGGAUUAUAAGCACAUGCUUAAGUACUACUGUGACAAGAAUGGAAUCAAGUCAAAGCAGUGUUCAUGUUUUUACAAAAUGAAAAGCUCAGAAGAUUUCAUGGAAGUUCCAUUGCUUAGAGAAUCUGAUGAGAAAUUAGCAGCUUCAAGGGUAAGAUUGGUUGAAGAGAAAAAGAGACAUCAAGAAGCUAUUAAACAUGUCAAUGACCUUGCUUCAAGUUGCUUUCAACCGGGUCUAUUUACAAUUUUUGAGGCUUUGGAGACAUUUUGUUUGGAAAAUCUGAAAAUUUAUGAGCAGCUUAAACUUCGAAACUAAACAAUAGUUAAUUUUUUUUUUUUCAAAAUCUUAAUUCUAGCAUUUCUUUAGCUUUUAUUUUAUUUUAUUGUUUGGUCAUUGGUUAGAAAUUGUAGGUCAAUUAAGAACCUCUUUUUUUUUCAUAGUUUGACCCUAUUCUUUGUAAAGACUUAAAAGAUACCAUUGCUUCUUCUUGUUAUGCUCUCAAUGUGACGCCUUCUUACUAUGAUAUUUGCAUGUAAGUCUAGAUUUCAUUCGGUGGAUUGUUAAAAUAGUGAAUAGUGAUUAACAAUAUUAAAAAUGUGGAGUUAGUGUAGUUGA
Messenger RNA from Arachis ipaensis, 1534 nucleotides. NCBI's taxonomy places the organism in Eukaryota, Viridiplantae, Streptophyta, Magnoliopsida, Fabales, Fabaceae. The record is from RefSeq and is a predicted model, not a curated record.